Molecule: messenger RNA, 887 nt
Organism: Carassius auratus (goldfish)
Lineage: Eukaryota; Metazoa; Chordata; Actinopteri; Cypriniformes; Cyprinidae
Product: SLAM family member 9-like
Exons: 3
Coding region: 109-822 (237 amino acids)
Source: RefSeq, a predicted model, not a curated record
UUCACUCUCUCUGCAGAGCUUCACUAAAUCACUUCACCACUGACAGACAGCACUUCUGCUUCUUCUGCUUUGUUAGAAAACAGUCUGCAUUUUUAUCACAGCCCUGUCAUGAUGAAACGGUUUUGCAAACUCCUGAAGAAAAUGAUUCCUCUUGUCUGUUUGUGCUCAUGGAGUCUGGCUGGUGUGUUUAGUGAAGAAGUGAAGUCAGUGUUGGUGAUGGAGGGAGAUUCUGUCACUCUAAACACUGAUGAUACCGAUAUACAGAAAGAUGAUAAGAUAUUCUGGAGAUUUGGAAACGACAUUCUCAUCGCUCAGAUCAACAGAAAGAACAAUGAGAGGAAGUUUUAUAAUGAUAAUGCUGACGGUAGAUUCAGAGACAGACUGAAGCUGGACAAUCAGACUGAAUCUCUGACCAUCACAAACACCACAAACACAGACUCUGGACUUUAUAAAGUAACCAGCACCAGCACACAGACGCCGCUCAAAACAUUCAAUCUUACUGUCUAUGAUCGUCUGUCUGUUCCUGUCAUCAGCAGAGACUCUUCACAAUGUUCUUCAUCAUCCUCAUCCUCAGAGCAGAAUUGCUCAUUGGUGUGUUCAGUGGUGAAUGUGGGUCAUGUGACUCUCUCCUGGUACAAAGGAAACAGUUUAUUGUCCAGCAUCAGUGUGUCUGAUCUCAGCAUCAGUCUCUCUCUACCUCUGGAGGUGGAAUAUCAGGAUAAAAACAGCUACAGCUGUGUGCUCAACAAUCCCAUCAGCAACCAGACUCAACAUCUGGACAUCACUCAUCUCUGUCACACAUGUGCAGGUACAGCAGUGUAAGGUCAACCCAAUUGUCCCAAUAAAGGUAUCUAGUGAUGGCUGAAGGUUUCCUGCCCGUUCGGGAU